UGUCUAUACAUUAAUGGCGGAACUACAACGCCUCUCCAUCACAACAAGUCGACCUCCAUUAAAAUUAGGGUUUCUCUUCAACUCAGUGAACUCGCGGCAGUUAUCAAUACCUAGUCUUCGAAUUCCAACAAUGGCCUGCGUCGAGAAGAAGAGCAACAGCCCCGAAGCCAAGGAACCGUUGCCGAAAAUCCAAAAGCUCGAUCGAAACGGAGUUCAAGGCGAUUCCGAAGCGUUCUUCUUCAAAGUGAAGAAACUCUCCGAGAAAGCUGUUUUACCUACGAGAGGCUCCUCUCUCUCUGCAGGAUACGAUCUCUCAAGUGCGGUCGAUUCGAAAGUUCCGGCGAGAGGCAAGGCGCUUAUCCCGACGGAUCUAAGCGUCGCCGUCCCCGAAGGAACCUACGCGAGAAUCGCUCCGAGAUCUGGUCUCGCCUGGAAACACUCGAUCGAUGUCGGAGCUGGAGUGAUCGACGCCGAUUACAGAGGACCUGUUGGUGUGAUUUUGUUCAAUUACUCCGAUGUUGAUUUCGAGGUGAAGAUUGGAGAUCGAAUUGCGCAGCUGAUAAUCGAGAGGAUCGUGACGCCUGAAGUUAUGGAGGUUGAUGAUUUGGACUCUACUGUUCGUGGUGAAGGAGGUUUCGGGUCUACUGGUGUUUGAGUUUCUCUUCUCGUCUUCUAGCUUUUGAGUAUCUCAGUGAAUUUAGGGUCAUUUGCUGUAAUAGUUCUUGCUUUCAUCUUCAGACUUUUAAUCUAUUGAUCUUUUCUUCAUUACAAGUUCACAA
Molecule: messenger RNA, 779 nt
Organism: Eutrema salsugineum
Lineage: Eukaryota; Viridiplantae; Streptophyta; Magnoliopsida; Brassicales; Brassicaceae
Product: deoxyuridine 5'-triphosphate nucleotidohydrolase
Exons: 1
Coding region: 14-655 (213 amino acids)
Biological process (GO): dUTP catabolic process; dUMP biosynthetic process
Molecular function (GO): magnesium ion binding; dUTP diphosphatase activity
Source: RefSeq, a predicted model, not a curated record